CUCCGGAGCGUUCCGGCGGCUCCCUGGCGGCCCUGGGUGCUGCGGCAGCCGCCGGUUGCGAGCCGCGGUUACCAUGACUCUGUCCCUCUCCGUCAAAGGGACUGGAGCAGGGAGCGUCCUGUGGGCGCAGCCCCAGCCCCGCCGCCUGCGCUCAGGGCGCGGUGCCUCUGCCCUGCUCAGUGCAGCUCAGGCUCCCUCCCCAGCCGCCGCGCUCGCGGCUCCUGCUGCCGCUGCCCGGCUCCUCCACGCCCGCCCAGCUCCUCGGGGGAAGGACCCAGCCAGCCGGAGCCGCCACCGCACAAGUACUCUUGCUGGAGUGUCUAAGGGAUGUGAAGUUAGCUUCCAAGAUGACUCUUUUAACAGGAGAAAAUUCUGAUUAUGACUAUAGCGCCCUGAGCUGUGCUUCGGAUACCUCCUUCAACCACACGUUCUUUCCGGAAACAGAAACCCUCAAGGGAGUCUUUUACCAAAGAGCCAAGCUAAUUCACCCUGAAGAGGAUCUCUUUAAAAGCAUUCACCCUGAGGACCGGAAGCAUCAUAUCAUCAUAAAUGUAGGGGGCAUUAAAUACUUGCUGCCCUGGACCACACUUGAUGAGUUUCCCCUGACGCGCUUGGGCCAACUGAAAUUUUGUAAUAAUUUUGAUGACAUUCUAAACAUUUGCGAUGAUUACGAUGUGACGUGCAAUGAAUUCUUUUUCGACCGCAACCCGGGGGCGUUUAGGACAAUCCUGACAUUUUUGCGAGUUGGGAAGCUUCGGCUCAUGCGAGAGAUGUGCGCUCUUUCUUUCCAAGAGGAGCUGCUCUACUGGGGCAUUGAGGAGGACAGUCUGGAAUGGUGCUGCAAGAGGAGGUAUCUGCAAAAAAUGGAGGAGUUUACAGAAAUGAACGAAAGGGAGGACGAUGACCUCAUAGAGAAUGAAAACCCAGGCGAAACAGUGGAGGAGACAAGAGCCAGCUUGUGCAUGAAAAAGUUACAAGACAUGGUGGAGAGGCCUCAGUCUGGGCUUCCUGGGAAAGUAUUUGCAUGUUUGUCUGUAUUGUUUGUGACCAUUACGGCAGUGAACCUAUCCAUCAGCACCAUGCCCGACUUAAGAGAGGAGGAGGAGAGAGGUGAAUGUUCCCAGAUGUGCUACAAUAUUUUCAUCGUGGAGUCUGUCUGUGUGGCGUGGUUUUCCUUGGAAUUCCUGUUGAGAUUCAUUCAGGCAAAGAGCAAGUUUGUAUUUCUGAGGAGACCAUUAACCCUGAUUGACAUUAUUGCCAUUCUGCCCUAUUAUAUCACUUUACUAGUAGAUACCACUUCGGUGGGCUUUAAAAAGCCAACCUCUGGCAACAUCUAUCUGGACAAAGUAGGUCUGGUGCUCCGCAUACUCCGUGCCUUGAGGAUUCUAUAUGUCAUGCGGCUGGCCAGGCACUCCCUCGGCCUGCAGACUUUAGGACUCACCGCUCGCAGGUGUACCCGGGAGUUUGGACUCUUGCUGCUCUUCCUCUGCGUAGCCAUUGCGCUUUUUGCGCCGCUCUUGUAUGUCAUUGAGAAUGAGAUGGCGGACUCACAGGAGUUUACCAGCAUCCCUGCGUGCUACUGGUGGGCAGUAAUCACCAUGACAACAGUAGGCUAUGGCGACAUGGUUCCCAGAAGCAUUCCAGGCCAGGUGGUGGCUUUAAGCAGCAUUCUGAGUGGCAUUCUCCUCAUGGCAUUUCCAGUCACCUCCAUCUUCCACACGUUUUCACGCUCCUACAUUGAGCUGAAGCAAGAGCAGGAAAGAAUCAUGUUCAGGAAAGCACAAUUCUUAUUAAAAACUAAGUCUCAGCUAAGUAAUGCAUCACAAAGGAGUGACAUUUUAUUUCCCAGUAUCUCUUCUGAGACUAGGGACAACGACUGAAAUUUAAGUUGCCAUGACUAUCUGAUAUUCGGCAAAGUUAUGCAGUCAGAUAUCCCAUCUUACCAUUUGCUUUGGAAGCAUUUAAAGAAAUCUUUAUACAAAUAGCAAGAAAGGGGGUUUUAGCAAUCAAGCUGAUGUGGUUUUAAAAGCCUAUUAUUAAAGGCUUUUUUUUUUCUUUUCAACAAAAUGUACAGUUAAGACAGUUUUUCCCCAUGAGCUCCUGCAGUGGGAUAUUAGGAAUUUGAGUUCUCUGACUGAAAUGAGAACAAUGUAAAAUUACAUACUUGACACAGGCUGUGUUGUAUUUGUAAUAUAAAGUGAUGUACCAUUUUCCAACCAAGACAUUAUGUAGGUAUUAAUUUUGAUCAUUAAAUAAGUUCUUUAUUUUUGUCAUGUAUAUAAAUACUAUAAAGAUAACAAGUUCAAGUCUAAAUUCAUCCCUGGUGUACCUCCAUUGACUGUAGUAGAAUUAACCAAGUAUGUAAAUUACCCAUUGUGUCCUUAGAGAGGAUUAAACAAGGUGUGUGUCAUUUAGGGCAGACAAACAUAGUAUUUGCCUUGUGAGCCUUUCCUGAAAACAACAAUAACAAUGAAGAGGAGCUAUUGGUUUUUGGGUGCUUUGGGACAGGCAUGUGCUGAAGAUGUAAAUACUUAUCGCUCAGCAGCUUCUAAACUUAAAUGGGCUUAUACUGUAGCUCUGAUAUAGUUCAACAAAAUAUUCCCAGUGAUGGGUAGGAGGGUCUUGAGUUUUUUGACAUCCAGUACAGACGACAAGGAGAUAGCUAGCUGCAAAUUAAACCGAAUGUGCAUGAUAACAUCAUAGUAAUGAUGUCUGUUUCAAUGUUAUCCCUUUACACCAGAUAGAAAACAGAAAUUAAAAAGACUCUGUUUCUAGAUGAAGCUGCAGCAUUACUAAUCAGGUUGGUGCUGUGCCUUGACUGUAUGGCAUCUGGCUUCUUUAAAAAAAAAGCAAAGAGUAUUACAAGUUGCCAGUGAUAUAAAAAGGAAAUAAUAUCAAUUGAGCCACGGGAGACUAAGUCAGUCUCCCAUGACUCAAGACUAUAAGGUAUAAAGCUUUCAGCUAAUCCUUUACUGAUACAGUAGGCAUCUUAGCACUGAAGAAAAAUUAUCUUGGGAAACUUAAAGGCAACUAAAGAAGUUUAAUCCUGCAUCUUUCACUUUACUAGCCCUUAAACAAGUUGAUCUAAUCUGGCUCCCCCAGAAGUCAAUGACAAACCUCCCAUUCAUUUCAAUUAGAGCAGGUUUGGGCUACAUGACAACUCAAGAAACAACGUCCAGACAGGGCCGGUGCAAGGAAGUUUCGCACCCUAGGCGA
This is a messenger RNA of Trachemys scripta elegans, 3216 nucleotides long. It is a transcript of the gene KCNG1, whose product is annotated as potassium voltage-gated channel modifier subfamily G member 1. The transcript has 3 exons. Gene Ontology annotation, biological process: potassium ion transmembrane transport; protein homooligomerization; regulation of delayed rectifier potassium channel activity. Gene Ontology annotation, molecular function: protein binding; delayed rectifier potassium channel activity. The coding region runs from base 348 to 1880 and encodes 510 amino acids. Gene Ontology annotation, cellular component: voltage-gated potassium channel complex; membrane. NCBI's taxonomy places the organism in Eukaryota, Metazoa, Chordata, Testudines, Emydidae. The record is from RefSeq and is a predicted model, not a curated record.